AGUCCGACCACCGAGUCUUCCUCAGGCACCUACGGAAGUGGGGUGUUGACAUCUGGCAACGCCUCCUACAGGCUGAAGCGCAGGUCCGCGGAGCUCGGGCGAUCUAUCUACGGGGUCCAGUCAGGACAAGAAUAUAACUCCUUGGACUUAAAUGGCUGGGCCCGAUUGGACCUGAAAACGUGGUAUUCCAACAUUACUCGAGGAUUCCCGCUCGAGCACUUAUGCGCCAAAGCUAUGCGGACAUAGCCCUUGACAGCCAGCAGAAGGCGCUACGCGGUAUCAUAUGGACAACAUGGACCGCUGAUCAAGGCGCACGUUACACGACUGAGGUGUUGGAAACUUGUUUGCGCUCGUCCUACUCCGUGGGUUUAGAUCGUGCGCAGAAUACCACAUAAUAUAAACGCUGACAUCCACAAUCGUCAACCUGGUUCAUGAGGUGGGGAUCAUGGACCUAUUCCGCUUCUAGGCCUCCCUCGUGGAGGCCUCAUUUCAAAUCUCUACGCGCCCCUCGCUGCGUUUCGACGUCAACGAUCAUGAAAUGCCUCGCGGGA
Messenger RNA from Punctularia strigosozonata HHB-11173 SS5, 551 nucleotides. RefSeq lists its product as uncharacterized. The transcript has a single exon. The record is from RefSeq and is a predicted model, not a curated record. NCBI's taxonomy places the organism in Eukaryota, Fungi, Basidiomycota, Agaricomycetes, Corticiales, Punctulariaceae. The coding region runs from base 222 to 395 and encodes 57 amino acids.